AGACAUGUGAUGUGAAUAACUUUCUAAGCCGCGUACCUCCUGAAGUCGUCAUUGAAGAAAAUGCGUCGGAAGUUGCCGCCGGGACUGUGUAUCACGCCUUCUGUAAGACGGGUUACAUCUUCGAUGGACAGAGCAGAGUUGUCUGCAACGCCGACGGCACGUGGAGUUUCGAUGCAAGCAUGAGGUGUAAUCGCUCGUGUGCUAACCCAUCUCUCGCAUCAGGAGUAAACGUAGUGCGCCAGAAUGCGGCGGAGAUGAGAUUUGCUUGCCAAAGCAACUUGGCACUCGAGGGUCCCGAACAGAUACAUUGCUCACGCACCGGAGAAUGGGACGCCAAGCCACCGGUAUGCGUCCAGCCACAAACUACGCCGGCGCCGGGCUGUGAUGUGACCGACUUUCUCAUUGCGGCGCCCUCCCGUGUCGUCAUUAAUGCGAGUGCCUCGGAGGCAGCCUUGGGCGCUGUCUUCGAAGCAUUUUGCGAUGACAAAGGCUACAUCCUGGAGGGACGCAGCAGCCGAGUUACGUGCAAAGCCAACGGAAUGUGGGACUUCGACGCAAAAAUGACCUGUGUGAAAGGUUGUACAAACUUCGCGGACCAAGACGAAAGACUCGUUAUAGAAGGUUUCCUUCCCAAGUAUUACCUUGGGGACAGUAUCACCCUCAGCUGUCCCAACGGAACUAAGUUGGACCCCCACGUCGAGAGGAUAACCUGCCUUGGAGACGGGUGGUCCGAGACCGAACUUCCUCGUUGUUCGGACACAGAACAAGAAAAUCCCAAGCAGAAGACGAGAGGAUCUUCCAAGUCGCGUGUUUCAGGUGUCAGGAAAGGUGGCCGCUAGCCAGCAUUGCCCUCAUUCUGACGAUGCCAACGCGUCAAAAGCAAAGUUCGCAGCAAUUCACGUGAUACCUGAUCAGACGCACGGCAUAGGCUAAAGUGAUAGACGCAUGACGCCAAGGAGCACCAGUGGUAAUGCGGAUUUCGGUCUUCAAAACCACCUACUCCCUUACACGAAAAAAAUAAACGAGUUUCAAUAGCAA
Messenger RNA from Ixodes scapularis (black-legged tick), 1038 nucleotides. RefSeq names its product sushi, von Willebrand factor type A, EGF and pentraxin domain-containing protein 1. The record is from RefSeq and is a predicted model, not a curated record. The transcript is spliced from 4 exons. Lineage: Eukaryota; Metazoa; Arthropoda; Arachnida; Ixodida; Ixodidae. The coding region runs from base 180 to 839 and encodes 219 amino acids.